Messenger RNA from Gilbertella persicaria, 908 nucleotides. Its product is annotated as ribosomal protein S5, C-terminal domain-containing protein. Gene Ontology annotation, molecular function: structural constituent of ribosome; RNA binding. NCBI's taxonomy places the organism in Eukaryota, Fungi, Mucoromycota, Mucoromycetes, Mucorales, Choanephoraceae. The coding region runs from base 93 to 875 and encodes 260 amino acids. Gene Ontology annotation, cellular component: ribosome. Gene Ontology annotation, biological process: translation. The record is from RefSeq and is a predicted model, not a curated record. The transcript is spliced from 2 exons.
UGCUCCAGGUAGAUGAACCCCGCUCAAAUUUUUUUUUUUGGGACAAAAAAAAAAGCCCCUUGUCCUUGCCUCUUUUUUUUUUCAGAUACAUCAUGUUGGCUCUCGGACGUUCUUUUCAUAAAUUGGCCAUUGUGUCUACCCCCCGAUUAGCUUCAGUGGGUGUCAUUCGUUCUUACGCUACUAAUAAAAAGCGCCAUGCAGCACUUGAUCAAGCCAAUGUACCUCAACUCGAUAAAAUCGACUCUAUUCUCGAUUACCCUCUUGAACAUCAAUCAACUUUGGAUCAACCCAAACUCUUUUCUAGUCAUCGUCCCUCUGAAGUGGUGCUUCAUGCUGUGAACGAUAUUGUUGAUACGCCUUUGAGUACGGCUGAACAAUCUCAAUUGAUGAAAAAAGCACUUGUGAUUAAGCGUGUCGUCAAUAUGAACGGUAAAGGUAAACAGCCCAGUAUGUAUGCUUUGGUGGUCGUGGGUAAUGGCCAUGGCCUUGCAGGUUAUGGUGAAGGUAAAGACGAAGAGGCCAGUCGUGCUGUUCGCAAGGCUACCAACCGUGCUAUCAAGAACCUUAGAUAUAUUGAUCGUUAUGACAACCGUACCUUGGCAACUGACAUUACACACAAAUUCCAUGCUACUACACUUGAAUUACGCUCAAGACCUCCUGGUUUUGGUAUUCGUACCAAUCAUUAUGUGCAUGAAAUCUGUCGAUGUAUUGGCUUACAAGAUAUCAGUGCUAAAGUGAGAGGAUCCACUACACCUAUGAAUGUCAUCAAGGCUACCUUUGAAGCAUUAUCGCACCAAAAGCAACCUCAAGAUAUUGCCAAGAUGAGAGGCAAGAAGCUAGCUGAUGUACAGCAUGUCUAUUUUGGUGGUCAAUAAAACAAUAGCAAUAAAAUCUUUAUUCAAAAAAGU